This is a messenger RNA of Populus trichocarpa (black cottonwood), 931 nucleotides long. RefSeq names its product fasciclin-like arabinogalactan protein 13. Bases 45 to 782 code for a protein of 245 amino acids. The transcript has a single exon. Lineage: Eukaryota; Viridiplantae; Streptophyta; Magnoliopsida; Malpighiales; Salicaceae. The record is from RefSeq and is a predicted model, not a curated record.
CAUGCCAAUCCUCUCUACCCUCACACCACUGCCAAAACACCACAAUGGCUACCUCUCCCCUCUCUCUCGUUCUCCUUUCACUCUUCCUCUCCCUCUCGCUCCAUGCUCAAGCUCAAGCCCCAGCAGCACCUGCUCCGGCGCCCUCCGGCCCGGUCAACUUCACCGCAGUUCUUGUAAAGGGUGGUCAGUUCGUCACAUUCAUUAGCCUUUUGAACAAGACUCAAACAUUUAACCAAAUUGAAAAUCAGAUCAACAGCUCUUCUGAGGGCAUGACUAUUUUUGCCCCAACUGACAAUGCCUUCAGCAAUCUUAAAUCUGGUGCUUUAAAUGGCCUCAGCCAACAACAACAAGUUCAACUUCUUCAGUACCACAUGUUGCCUAAAUUCUAUUCUUUGAGCAAUCUCUUGUUGGUUAGUAACCCUGUUCCCACCCAGGCCUCUGGCCAAGAAGGUGUUUGGGGUCUUAACUUUACAGGUCAAAGCAACCAAGUCAAUGUGUCAACAGGGCUUGUGGAGGUUCAAGUCAACAACGCUUUAAGGCAAGAUUUUCCUCUGGCAGUUUAUCCAGUCGACAAAGUGUUGUUGCCUGACGAGUUGUUUGGUGUUAAGCCACCAUCUGCUUCACCUCCAGCACCGGCAACUAAGGGGUCAUCAUCAGGCAAGUCCAAUUCAUCAGAUACGGCUGCAGAGCCAUCACCUGGUAAGAACUCAGCUGGUGGAAGGAAUGUAGCAUUGGGGUUGAUUUUUGGGCUUGGUUUCGUUUCCAUGGGAAUUCUUUCUUGAGAAAUGAAGUAUCAAAGGAGGCGUUUCCAAAAUUCCUUUUUUUUUUCUUUUUCUUUGUGAUUCUUGCAAUUCACAUAAUGAGCUAAUUGGAGGUUCCUUGUACGUCUACUUUCUUGUUCAUCAUUUGAAUUAAUUUCUCGAUUGGUUUA